Medicago truncatula (barrel medic) is the source of this 1228-nucleotide messenger RNA. Its product is annotated as carboxylesterase 1. Gene Ontology annotation, molecular function: hydrolase activity. The record is from RefSeq and is a predicted model, not a curated record. The coding region runs from base 85 to 1158 and encodes 357 amino acids. The transcript has a single exon. NCBI's taxonomy places the organism in Eukaryota, Viridiplantae, Streptophyta, Magnoliopsida, Fabales, Fabaceae.
AAGGACCUGCAAUUAUUUGUCCCACUUCCAUGACCGUUUUCUCAUUCUUCCUACAUAGCCUUUUCCUUUUAAUAUCAUCAUAUAAUGUUUCUGAAAUCAACCAUGUCCCUCUUUUCAUUUUCAGUUACAUUUGCAUUCACCUUAACAUUCCUCUUAAUGUUAAACUCAACAACACCCCAAACACAAUCACCAAAACCAUGCAAUGAUCCAUACAAACAACUAAACCUUAUCCUUAAUCCAAAUGGCACAAUCACACGCCUAAACAAACCUCCAGACACCCCUCCCUCACUAGAUCCCACACUCCCCGUUCUCUCCAAAGAUCUCAUCAUCAACCAAUCAAAAGGCACCUGGGCUAGGAUCUACCUACCCCACAAAGUAUUGGAUCAUACCUCCAACAAACUUCCCCUUGUGGUUUUUUUCCAUGGUGGUGGAUUCAUUUUACUAAGUGCAGCAUCAACCAUGUUUCAUAAUUUUUGCCUCAACAUGGCAAAAGAUGUCGAAGUGGUUGUUGCGUCUAUAGAGUAUCGUCUUGCACCGGAACAUAGACUUCCAGCUGCAUAUGAUGAUGCAGUGGAAGCUCUGCACUGGAUCAAAGCUAAUCUGUCAGAUGACUGGUUGAGAAACCAUGUUGAUUAUUCUAAUGUUUUUCUCAUGGGUAGUAGUGCAGGUGGAAAUAUCGCAUACAACACGGGUCUACGUGUAGCCAAAGCAGAAGAUGAAAUAUCCAAGAUGAUCAAAGGGCUUAUAUUGAUUCAACCUUUUUUUAGUGGAAUUCAUAGGACACAUUCAGAGGUUAGGCUUGCUAAUGAGUCUCAUUUGUUAUUGUGUAACAAUGAUAUGUUGUGGGAGUUAUCAUUACCCGUUGGAGUUAACCGUGAUUAUGAGUAUUGUAAUCCAACGGUGGGAGAUAGUGUUUUGGGAUUGGAAAAUAUUAGAAGACUUGGGUGGUGUGUGUUGGUGACUGAUUGUGAUGGUGAUCCAGUUGUGGAUCGUUCUAUUGGGUUAGUGAGAUUGAUGGAGGAAAAGAGAGUGAAAGUUGUGGGACAUUUUACAAAAGGAGAUUAUCAUGGUGUUCAAGAUAACGAGCCUUUGAAAGCUAAGGAACUCUUUGUGGUAAUUAAAAAGUUUGUAUCUUCUUUGCCUAAUCAUACUAUGUAAUGAUGCACACUACAUUAAUUUCAUGUACUACUACAAGUUUCUUUAUUACUUUGUAGGUAACUUCCGUAUA